This is a messenger RNA of Pedinophyceae sp. YPF-701, 4701 nucleotides long. The record is from the annotation of a GenBank genome assembly. NCBI's taxonomy places the organism in Eukaryota, Viridiplantae, Chlorophyta, Pedinophyceae.
AUGAGCUGCGUCGAUGAUGCUGAGAACGUCUCGCUGGCGCCCAAGGCCGCGAAGGGCGGCAAGGCGGGCAAGAUCCUCGGCGAGAAGGCGAACACGAUGAAGAAAGGGAAGACCAUCGAGGAGACGUACCAGAAGAAGACGCAGCUCGAGCACAUCCUGCUGCGUCCCGACACCUACAUCGGCUCCACGGAGAAGCAGCAGAUGCACCUGUGGGUGCACGACGGGGAGCGCAUGGUGCAGCGCAACGUGUCGUUCGCGCCGGGCCUGUACAAGAUCUUCGACGAGAUCCUCGUGAACGCGGCCGACAACAAGGUGCGCGACGCGAAGAUGGACAUGGUGCGCGUGGACGUGGACCCCGCUGCGGGCACGGUGCGCGUGUUCAACAACGGCGCCGGCGUGCCGGUGGAGGUGCACAAGGAGGAGGGCGUGUACGUGCCGGAGCUCAUCUUCGGGCACCUGCUCACGUCGUCGAACUACAACGACAGCGAGAAGAAGAUCACCGGCGGCCGCAACGGCUACGGCGCGAAGCUCGCGAACAUCUUCUCGAAGGAGUUCGUCAUCGAGACGUGCGACGGCACCCGGAAGCGCCGCUACCGCCAGACGUUCCGCGACAACAUGGCCGUGAAGUCGGAGCCGGAGAUCACGCCGUGCUCGUCCAAGGACAACUGGACGUGCAUCACGUUCAAGCCGGACCUGGCCAAGUUCGGGAUGACGCACCUCGAGGACGACGUGGUGGACCUGAUGCGCAAGCGGACCUACGACCUCGCGGGCGUCCUCGGGAAGGGCGUGGCGGUGUACUACGACGGGCAGAAGGUGCCCGUGCGGACGUUCCAGGACUACGUGGACCUGUACCUGGGCAAGCAGAACGGCGUGCCGCGCGUGUACGAGCGCGUGAGCGACCGCUGGGAGGUGUGCGUGUCGCUGUCGGAGGGGCAGUUCAGCCAGGUGUCCUUCUGCAACAGCAUCGCGACGACCAAGGGCGGGACGCACGUGGCGCACGUGGUGGACCAGAUCACGGGCAAGCUGCUCGAGGCGAUCAAGAAGAAGCACAAGACCGCGGUGCGCAACCUGAAGCCCUUCCAGAUCAAGAACCAUCUCUGGGUCUUCAUCAACGCCCAGGUCGAGAACCCGGCCUUCGACAGCCAGACGAAGGAGAACCUGACGCUCAAGCAGUCCGCGUUCGGGUCCACCUGCGAGCUCUCCGACAAGUUCAUGAAGAAGGUCGCGGACUGCGGCGUGGUGGACAGCGUGAUGCAGUGGCACUCGUUCAAGCAGCAGAAGGAGCUGAAGAAGCAGGACGGCGCCAAGCGGCAGCGGCUGACGGGCGUGCCCAAGCUGGACGACGCGAACGACGCCGGCGGCCGCAACUCGGAGCACUGCACGCUCAUCCUGACGGAGGGUGACUCGGCCAAGUCGCUCGCGGUGUCGGGGCUGUCCGUCGUCGGGCGCGACCGCUACGGCGUCUUCCCCCUGCGCGGCAAGCUGCUCAACGUCCGCGACGCCAGCCACACGCAGAUCAUGAACAACGCCGAGCUCAAGAGCCUCAACCUCAUCCUCGGACUCCAGCACGGCAAGAAGUACGAGACGGCCAAGUCGCUGCGGUACGGGCACAUCAUGAUCAUGACGGACCAGGACCACGACGGGUCGCACAUCAAGGGCCUGAUCAUGAACUACCUGCACCACUUCUUCCCGAGCCUCCUGCUCGUGCCCGGGUUCCUCCUCGAGUUCGUCACGCCGAUCGUCAAGGUCUCCAAGGGCAAGAAGGCGGUGGUGUUCUACACGCUCCCGGAGUACGAGGCGUGGAAGGAGUCGCUGGGCGGGGACCUGCGCGGGUGGUCGAUCAAGUACUACAAGGGUCUCGGUACCUCGACGGCGAAGGAGGCCAAGGAGUACUUCGCCAACCUGGACGAGCACGUGAAGGAGUUUGUGUGGGGCGGCGCGGGCGACGGCGACGCGCUCGACAUGGCCUUCUCGAAGAAGCGCGUCGAGGAGCGCAAGACGUGGCUCAACGCGCACGUCGCGGGGACGUUCCUGGACCACACGGCCGCGCGGAUCAGCUACACCGACUUUGUGCACAAGGAGCUGGUGCUCUUCUCGCGCGCGGACCUCGAGCGGUCGAUCCCGUCGAUGCUCGACGGGUUCAAGCCCGGGCAGCGCAAGAUCAUGUACGCGUGCUUCAAGCGCAACCUGCGCGCCGACAUCAAGGUCGCGCAGCUGUCGGGGUACGUGGCGGAGCACUCGGCCUACCACCACGGCGAGGCCUCGCUCGCGUCGACCAUCAUCGGCCUCGCGCAGGACUUCGUCGGCUCCAACAACGUCCACCUCCUGGAGCCCUCGGGCCAGUUCGGCACGCGGCUGCAGGGCGGCAAGGACGCCGCGUCGCCGCGUUACAUCUUCACGCGGCUCGCCGGCGCCGCGCGGCACCUGUUCAACGAGGGCGACGACCGCCUGCUGCCCUCGCAGACCGAGGAGGGCCAGCCCAUCGAGCCGCGCUGGUUCCUGCCGAUCCUGCCCACGGUGCUGGUGAACGGCGCCGAGGGCAUCGGCACGGGCUGGUCGACGUCGGUGCCGAACUACAACCCGCGCGACGUGGCCGCGAACCUCCUCCGGCUCAUGGACGGCGAGGAGCUCGAGCCGAUGGAGCCGUGGUACCGCGGGUUCCGCGGGACGAUCGAGCGGCUGGAGAAGAAGCGCGUGGGCAAGAGCGGGGAGGGCGACAGCUUCGCGGUGCACGGCGUGAUCGCGGAGAUCGACGACAACACGCUCGAGAUCACGGAGCUGCCGCUGCGCAAGUGGACGCAGGACUACAAGGACUUCCUCGAGACGCUGGUCAAGCCCGAGGGCAAGGACGAGCGCCCCAGCAUCCUCGACUACAAGGAGUACCACACGGACCGGUCGGUGCGGUUCGUGGUGUACCUCUCCGACGACCAGAUGGCCGAGGCGCGCGCGGUGGGGCACCACAAGAAGUUCAAGCUCUCCACGUCGAUCGGAACCACCAACAUGAUGCUCUUCGACCGGGAGGGCGUGAUCAAGCGGUACGCGUCGCCGGAGGACGUGCUCGAGGACUUCUACCCGCUGCGGCUCGAGUACUACGAGCGCCGCCGCCGCGGGCUGCUCAACGCGGCCGAGGCGGAGAUGCGGCGCCUCGACAACCGCGUGCGCUUCAUCCUGGCGGUCGUCGCGGGGCGGCUGCGCAUCGCGAACCGCGCGAAGACGGACGUGGAGGCGGACCUGACCGAGAUGGGCUUCGACCGCCUCCCGCCCAAGGGCCGCGCCGCCGCGGACGAGUACGGCGCGGCCGCGGACCCUGAGUCGGCGGGGGCGUCCUUCGACUACCUGCUGUCGAUGCCGCUGUGGAGCCUGACGCUCGAGCGCGUCGAGCAGCUCCAGAGCGAGGCGCGUAAGCAGGAGGACGAGGUCACGCGGCUCCGCGCGACCACCGCCAAGGACCUGUGGCGGUCGGACCUGACGGCGUUCCUGGCGCACCUGGACGAGGUGGACGCCGCGGACGAGGAGGCCCGCGAGGACCUCGAGCGCUGCCGCCGCGUCGCCGCGCGCAACCAGGCCGCGGGCAAGGGCCGCGCGAAGGCCCCCGCGCGCAGGAAGCCCGCGCGCGUCGUCGGCGGCGACAGCGACGACGACAUGUGCGACUCGGACGAGUCGGACUACGAGGCCAGGCCGAAGAAGGCCGCGAGCAAGGCCGCGCCGGCGCCCAAGGCCGCACCGGCGCCGCCCGCCGGCCGCGUGAUCCCGCCCCCGAAGCCCGCGCCCGCCAAGGCGCCCAGCGAGCCCAAGGCCGCGGCGACCAAGGCUGCCGCGCCCAAGGCGGCGGCGGCGGCGAAGCCCGCGGCGAAGCCUGCCGCGAAGCCGAGGAAGAAGGCCGUGGCGAUGUCGGAGAGCGACGCGUCGGACGCGUCGGAGAGCGACUUCGAGUCGGACGACUCCGAGGCGGCACCGGUGCGCAAGCCCGCCGCCAAGGCCGCUGCGAAGCCCCGCGCGGCGCCGAAGGCCAAGGCGGCGCCGAAGGCGAUCGCGGUGUCCGACAGCGAGGACGACGAAGCGGGCGGGCUGAUGUCCCGGCUGGCGGGGCGCGUGGCGGACAUGAGUGUGGGUCCCAAGACGAAGAAGCCCGCCCCCGCCGCCAAGAAGCCCGCGCCGCGGCGCGCGGCGGCGAAGAAGCUGCAGGUCUACGACGACACGGACUCCGAGGACGACGCGGUCGAGCUCACGUCGGACUCGGACGCGAGCUUCAGCGCCGACGACGACGACGACCCGUUCACGCCCGCGCCGAAGAAGCAGGCCGCGAAGCGCAAGCCGGCGGCCAAGGCCGCGGCGGGCGGCAAGAAGGCCGCGGCUUCCGCGGCGGGGUACGUGCACGACCCCGAGACGCCGAGCGUGGCGCCGCGGGCAAAGAUGAUGCGCAUGAAGUCCCCCGCUGACGUGGCGGCGCCCGCGGCCAAGGCGAAGAAGGCGGGCGCGGCGGCGAAGAAGCCCGCGGCGGCGAAGGGCAAGAAGAAGGUCGAGUCUGAGGAGGAGUCGGGCGCCGAGGAGGAGCCUGUGGAGGCCCCGGUGGCGGCGGCACGGCCGGGGCGGCGCGCGGCCGCGUCGCGCGCGCGGCAGGCGGUCAUCGACAUCUCGUCGGACAGCGAGGACGAGGACGCGUCGGACACCGACGUGUCGGACUUCAGCGAGGAGGACUAG